CAUGCGCGCUGGUGCUCCCGGACAACGCUGGCGCCGCUCGGGACCGUCAUUCUGUGGUCUGCAAUGGCGGACUCGGUUUCAUGUGUGGGUGUGCUGGGGUUGCUACUUGUGUCUGCACUGCCCGGGGUCCUCGGAGACCGCUCCAGCCCCGACCUCCGGGCACACCCAGGAGACCCCUUCCAGGUCGGCCCUGAGGCCGCGGAACCCCGGCGACGGCCGCCGCCCAAGGACCAGCGCGAGCGGGCCCGGGCCGGGGCUCUGCCUCUGGGGGCGCUGUACACCGCAGCUGUCGUGGCUUUUGUGCUGUACAAGUGUUUGCAGCAGGGGAAAGAUGAGAAUGCUCUUCUCCAAGAGGAGGCAGGCAAGAAAGAAUCACUGCAGUCAGAGCAACAGUUGGCCCAGUUGACACAACAGCUGGCCCAGACAGAGCAACACCUGAACAAUCUGAUGGCCCAGCUGGACCCCCUUUUUGAGCGUGUGACUACCCUGGCUGGAGCCCAGCAGGAGCUUCUGAACAUGAAGCUUCAGACCAUCCACCAGCUGCUACAAGAGAGCAAGCCAAACAAGGGUGUGGAGGUUCCAGAACCAGAGGCCAGCAUACCCUUUCCUGAGGACUUAUGUAUAGAGGAGGAGGAGGAGGAGGAGGCUGGUGACAGUCAGGCCUGGGAGGAGCCCUUGAACUGGAGCACAGAGACAAGGAACCUAGCUCCUCCCUGGGAAGUGGAGCAGGGGCUAAGGAGAAGAUGCAGCAAGGCUGUGGGAAGGGCCGCGGCCGCAGUCCCCGCCUGGGAGGAGGAACGACAGCUGAAGGUUUAGUAAAACAAAGUCUGUUCUUGUGACUGGA
Molecule: messenger RNA, 844 nt
Organism: Herpailurus yagouaroundi (jaguarundi)
Lineage: Eukaryota; Metazoa; Chordata; Mammalia; Carnivora; Felidae
Gene: CCDC107
Product: coiled-coil domain containing 107
Exons: 6
Coding region: 64-816 (250 amino acids)
Source: RefSeq, a predicted model, not a curated record